Molecule: messenger RNA, 571 nt
Organism: Manacus vitellinus (golden-collared manakin)
Lineage: Eukaryota; Metazoa; Chordata; Aves; Passeriformes; Pipridae
Product: avidin-like
Exons: 4
Coding region: 1-450 (149 amino acids)
Molecular function (GO): biotin binding
Source: RefSeq, a predicted model, not a curated record
AUGGAGAGCAGUGCCUUUGCCUUGAUCCUCACCCUGGCCCUGGCAGCACCUGUUGCCCCUGCAGAGAGGAAGUGCCUCCUCUCCGGGUCAUGGCAGAGCGACACCGGCUGCCGGAUGGUCGUGUCCACCCUCGGCAAGGAUGGCAGAUUCUCUGGUUCCUACCUGCCGGGAUCUGCCACUGGUGACUCUGAAAUCCUCACCUUGCCACUGGAGGGGUCCCAGCAAGAUGCGGGGCUAGUCCCACAGCCCAUCUUCUCCUUCACCGUGCACUGGUGGCUCCAAGACUCAGAGACAGCCCAGGCAACUGUCUUUCUGGGCCAGUGCUACGUGGGCAGCAAUGGGGAGGAGAUCCUGCAUGCCCUGUGGCUCCGGCGAGAGGCAACCAACAAUCCUGUUGAGGACUGGAAAGCCACCUGGGUUGGCACCAGCAUUUUCACACGGAUAAAAUAACUGCAAGUGGGGAAAUCCAGGAGGCUCAGUACUGCAAGGAGUCAGUUUUUCUCACAGGCAGACUCUGCCUGCACUGACGUGCUGCACUUGAGCAGCUCUCAGCCCACAGGUUCACGCUUUC